Molecule: messenger RNA, 1111 nt
Organism: Loa loa (African eye worm)
Lineage: Eukaryota; Metazoa; Nematoda; Chromadorea; Rhabditida; Onchocercidae
Exons: 6
Coding region: 58-900 (280 amino acids)
Source: RefSeq, a predicted model, not a curated record
GAAAGACGUCUUUCACAAUUCGCUUUUAGAACCACCAGAUUCAGUGGGAAGAAUCGAAUGAUAAAAUUGAUCCAUCAGCUACCACUGUCUUACCAAAAUUGUGAAACCGCUGAGCGAAAAAUCUCUCUAAAUCCGGUCUUGCAAAAAUUGCCCUGGCAACUGCCAAGUAAGGAAAAAGAGAUGGUGUUCACUUUCCCAGGUGCAAGUCGACAACACCUCUCUGUACCUGGUGUAUUUGUAAAUGAGCUUUUGAAAAAAUUCGAUCCUCUGUCGUCAUUUCAAAUACCUUUACAACUACCUCAGCAGUCGCAGAUGGUAGAGAUAUUUACCGGCGAACGUAUGUUGAAAAUUCGCAGGCAUAAGAUGAGGAAACAUAAACGUCGAAAGCGUUACGAUAGAGAUUAUUUUAAAUAUCAAAAAUACCAUCGGCAAAAAAAAGCCAAAGCAGAAAAUCUGUUCCGGAAUCGUAUGCGCAAAAUGCUUGAGGAUUACAAAGCAUUUGACCCUGAGAAGUAUAUUACAGAUAUCAUAGCUUGUGCAAAACAGGAUGUGACAAAAGAUGUAUCGCCUAGUGGUCGACGAAAAUAUCCGCACUGGUCUACGCUAAUUACUCUGGAAGAGUUAUAUGGAUUACCUCAAACCGAUUAUAUUGAUAAAAGAGCUGGACUGGCAGGAGAUGAAGAUCGUGACAAAAUUAAGCAAAUGAAAAAGGAAUACGAUGAAAAAUAUCGUGGAUUUUUGACUCGUACCAAUUGUUUUCAAGAAAAACAGCAAGAAAAGCAGAAUUCCCUGGGUGAAACAAAGAUGGAGGCGAAGAAAAUUGUUGGGUGCAGUAGAAAUUUGGAGGAAACUACUCGUGAAGUUGAUAAGGCGGAAAAUGGUGAUAAUAUCAAGAGUUGAUGACUGCAACAACGUGAUAGAAAUCUCAUUCUGUUUCUGUUCAAAAUUAUAUGAUUGUCUUGUAUUUCUAAUUCGACUUUAGUAAUUUACUUUUGGCCUUUUUUAAAUCAAAAUUUCCAAAUUUAAGGUCUUAUGCUUGCUUUAAACAGGCUUGAAAGAUUGCUUUUUUUCUAGAUCACAUAUUUGGUUCAUAUCAGCACUAGUGGAGCCA